AUGGCGCCUAAAAGACUUCAGCUGGGGAUUGUUGGCCUCGGCCGCAUGGGCAAACGUCAUGCCUUAAACUUUCUGACUCGAGCGUCGAGGUCACAAAUUGUUGCAGCAUGGGCCUUCGACGAGAAUGAAGCUGAAUGGGGUCGUAAGGAACUUGGACCUCAUGGAGCUCAAAUUUAUACCGACUACGAUAUCUUUCUGCGACAUGCUGGCCUUGAAGCUGUCGUCAUUGCGACUGUCGUUGGAGCACAUGCCGAGCAGGCUAUCAAGGCCAUUGAACAAGAUAAGCAUGUCUUGUGCGAAAAGCCGUUGAGUACCAACCCGGAUAUUUCACGAUCAGUUGUCGAUGCUGCGAGCAGAAAACCUCACUUGAAGGUCAUGUGUGCGUUCUCGCGUCGUUUCGAUGCUUCUUAUAGAAAAGCGUGGGAUCGAGUCAACUCAGGGACCAUCGGCGACGCUGUUGUUUUCAGGUCACAGACCUGUGACAUGCUCAACCCAACUGGAUUCUUCCUCCCUUACGUCAAAGCGAGCGGCGGCGUCUUUCUAGAUCUCAGCAUUCACGACAUCGACUUGUGCCUGUGGUUCCUCGGUGUCAGCCAGAAUCUCGUGGUCAAGAGUGUUUCGGCCAGUGGCGUGUGCGCUGUUCAUCCAGAACUCGCCGAGCUUGGGGAUGUCGACAACGGCGUUGGAAUCGUGGAAUUCUGGGGCGGCAAGAUUGCCCAAUUCUUCGUUUCUCGCGUCAUGGCAUCCGGCCAACACGACAUGUCUGAAAUCAUUGGCACCAAGGGCAAAAUUGUGGUCAAUCGCCAGCCGAGCGACUCACUGGUAGAGAUGCACGAAGCUGGAGGCAUUCGACGCGAACUGCCAACAGAUUACUACGGGAGAUUCGAGCAAGCUUUUGUUACCGAGGCGAACGAGUUCACUGCUGCGUGCCUUGAUGAUAAGCCUUUGCCGUUUGCCCUAUCUGGUGCGGCACAGGCGGUGGAUAUUGCUGUGGCUUUACGGGACAGUCUCACGACGGGACUGAAGAUCCAUUUCGAUGAGACAGGGUGCCGCAAGGCUUAG
This is a messenger RNA of Colletotrichum karsti, 1062 nucleotides long. RefSeq names its product myo-inositol 2-dehydrogenase. Gene Ontology annotation, biological process: NADPH regeneration. The transcript has 2 exons. NCBI's taxonomy places the organism in Eukaryota, Fungi, Ascomycota, Sordariomycetes, Glomerellales, Glomerellaceae. Gene Ontology annotation, molecular function: oxidoreductase activity; nucleotide binding. Gene Ontology annotation, cellular component: cytoplasm. The coding region runs from base 1 to 1062 and encodes 353 amino acids. The record is from RefSeq and is a predicted model, not a curated record.